Messenger RNA from Asterias rubens (European starfish), 2499 nucleotides. RefSeq lists its product as uncharacterized. Lineage: Eukaryota; Metazoa; Echinodermata; Asteroidea; Forcipulatida; Asteriidae. The coding region runs from base 1 to 903 and encodes 300 amino acids. The record is from RefSeq and is a predicted model, not a curated record. The transcript is spliced from 3 exons.
AUGGAAGAACACACCAAUGCCCUUGCAUUGAUUUGUAGAAUUUGUGGGCAGAUCACCACAUCUUCUAAAAACAAGUCCAAGUUAGCAAAGUACAAGAGGGAGCUGUUUGCGAUCUACAACCUGGAUGUGGGUGAAGACCAGGUGGACAUCCAUCCGUCAAUUAUGUGCAACAAAUGCAGAGGAAGCAUGCAGCGGGCACAUAGUUCUAUGCGACGUGGCAAGCCUUUUGGAGGAAUUCUUCCACAGAUCAAGACAUUCCAACCCCAUACUUAUUCUUCUUGUUCCGUGUGCAGAGGUCAUGCAACACAUAAAUCACUACUUCGCCCCCAGUUUGCCGUAGCUGGCCCCUCCACUUCCACCAGUGCACCCCCAGAGCUGCAAGCUGGCCCCUCCAUAUCCACCAGUGUACCCCAAGAGCUGCAAGCUGGCCCGUCCACAUCCACCAGUGCACCCCCAGAGCUGCAACAAGCAGGCAGCUCAACUGCACCAAUGCCUCUUCCUCAACCAAGCCUGUCUACUGCCACAAAGGCUCCUCUCAAAGAUACAGCUCCAGACCAUGCAACCCGAGGAAAGAAACGGAUGUUGAGUGUGAAGGCCAAUUUGAAGGAUGUCAGGCGGGAUCAUGCCCGUAAGCGGACGAAAGAGGCAUCGUCCUUCAUUAGUGGCUUCUGUGGUAGGCAGAAGGAGAACCAGCUUGAUCUUCUUUUCUUUCUGCUCGCUGAAAACCUUCGAGAAUCUUGCGACUCAAGAUAUAAAGAGGUUUUUACAUCCUGGAAGCAGGAAACAACAAAACCACACCAUACACCAGUCUGCAGUAGGGGGUCUGGCGAUGAGGGUCACGACAAAGACAUCAACGGUGCGCCACCAGCUCCAGUAUCAAAGGCUGAAGUCCAAAGGAAUUAACAUCCUCAAGCCACAUUUGCCAGGGCAGACCGGGGGCAGACCAAAAGCAGGACUAAAAGCAGACUUGGGGUAAAUCGAUCAGUAUGAAAAGGCCAGCUGUUUAUCUCCUGGAGCAACUCCGGGGAACAGGGUAGUGUGAAAAGGGAUAUAAUUAUUUUAUGAGAAUGAUGAUGCUGUGUACUCAUACAGAUUGAUUGAUGAUUUGACAGAGAAGGAAGCUUUGAAUGUGUUUUAGUUGCCGAAGUUUUAUAUACAUAGGAUAACAUGAAAAAAUGGCAUUUCAAUUGACAAUGUCAGCAUUCUGUAACUAUCUUGUUUUUACAUUGGUUGUUUAAAUAUUGAACCCCCUUACCACAUAUAAAAGUGAUAUGUAAGAUAUCUCCCUUGUUUUACAUGUAUGGACAGGAGUAACCAUUCAGUUACUUGAGUAACAAAUUAAAGUAUCUACUGAAGUGCAGAGCAAAGUAACUGACAUCAUACAAUUGUCCCACCCUGUGACUGGAUCCAUGGUGUUAAGUACAUCAAAGGGGCGGAUGCCAUUUGCCCCCUGAGCUGAGAGUGUACAAAACCCAUGGACCCGGUCACAACAUUUUAAAUUGUUAGGUAAACAAAUUAAAGCUUGAAUAUUUAAUUAACUUGAUCAAACGUUUUUUCAAGGAGUUUCAUGUUGUUGUAGUUUUUAGAUUUUUAGUAGUUGAUGUUCCAGUUUGUUGAUCAUAUUUAAUCAUGUUUAGCAUAUUUUAUUCACGUUAAUCAUUUUUUACCGUUAAAGGGCAUAUAACUUACUAGUAACUGUUAUCUUUCUUUCCAUGACGGGUUAAAUUGUGUGGAUUAAUUAUCAAACUCUGCCGAUAAAAACUUAUUUGCCAUUGCUACCGGAUGUGAUCAUUUUGGACAGUAAUAAACUUCCUAUGCAAAGCUACAGCCAAAGCAAUUUGUUUACUAUUUUGUUUAUUUUCUUUAAAAAGAAUAAACUGUGCAUUUGCCUUCGGGUUUUACCAUAAAUAAAAUACAAUUGAGAAAAUAAAACGGAUGCAGUGAAUAUUGUGCAAACUUACUCCACCAUAACUCUGGAACCCCUUGACUGUUUUUAUCCAUUCCAAUGUCUAACGACUUACAGUUGUCCAACUUUUUGAAAUGGACCAAACAAAGACUGGAGCAAGCAGUUUGAAGUUUUCCAUUUCUGUCCCUUACAUGCCUAAGAUGCAACAGCAGUUGUUUAGUUGCACUCGCGAUCAUUUUUUGAGCUUCAAUUGGAGAAACUUCCCUCCAAAGUCUUUGGACACUCAAGAGGUUUGAGGUUUUCCACUGAUGCAUUUUGGGUAGUGGAUGUAAAUCAACGACCACCUUAAAAAGCGCUUAUAGCGGGUGUACACAGUAUGAGCAAUGCAACUUCGAAUGGGUUAAAGAAUGGUUUUGUAGGUAUAACACAAUGUUUGUGGCUUUUAAGUGUCAUGCUUAAAUGAAAUGAUAACAAAAGUAAUGUUUAAUAAAUUCAUAAAAGAAAAGUUUAAUGUCAUUUUAGGUAACGGCAAUCAUUGGGUAAUGUGAUUGGGUUGUUGGUGCCGACAGAGUUAGCAUAAAACCUUGCUUGGU